This is a messenger RNA of Blepharisma stoltei, 1227 nucleotides long. The record is from the annotation of a GenBank genome assembly. Lineage: Eukaryota; Ciliophora; Heterotrichea; Heterotrichida; Blepharismidae.
AUGGAAGGAAAUGAAAUUAAGUCAGGCUGGGUAGAAAAGCGAUCACAAUACCUCAAGACCUGGCGACAAAGAUGGCUUGUUCUCUCCCCCUUAGUUCUCCAAACGUAUAAAAAUCCUGCAGAUCAAGACCAUUCUACAAUGAGUAUCGAGCUAUCUACCAUCGACGAAGCUGUUCCUUGUGAAUUUGAAAUGGCAAAAGAUCAUUGUUUCCGUAUAACUGUUCAGGACGCCCGAUACUUCAUUGCUGCUGACUCCGACAAAGAAAUGUGUUCUUGGCUAAACAUGAUUAACCAUGCUCGUCACGUCCAUUCUCCCCCUUUAUUCGCAAUCAAUUGUAUGCAAGAAAAAAAAGCGACAAGCGAGGUUUGCCUCAUAAGCACUUUUUCCAAAAUCAAAGAGCUGCUGCAGGAUCGAGAAGAAGAAAUUGUGAGCGAGCUGGAAGAAAGCCAAAGCAGUUAUAUUCAUAAGGUUGAACAAGAACUGGUCGACAUUACGAAACGACUGGAGAUUGAGGACGAGAGCUAUAAGAAUUUUCAAAUGAUUUAUCAAAGAGAUGACUCUUUGAUAAAUAAAAUCAGAAAAAUACAGGCAGGGAGAAGAGAUAGUUUGAGGUUUGGAGAAUUUGACAGCUUGAACUGCUCAACGUUGAAUGUGUCGAUCCAAGAAGAGUUAUUGAGAAAUUUGAUAAAUUUCAGCACAAAAGUCAGUUUGGUGAACCCACUGGAAGUGAGUGUGAGGAGGACUAAUAUUACGAGGGCACUGAAAUGAAGAUAUACAGGUGAAAGAAUAGAUACGUUAACUUUUAUGGCCAGCAGCGAUGUAAAGCUUACUGGGGUUGGUCUUUGUACUCCUUACAAGCAAGGAGGAGUGGUCACAGUAAAAGACUUCCAAGUCCUCAAAGGAAAAAGCACCAACUCCACCCCAGUCUACAAGAACCCGUCCAAGGUCCGAAUCACCUACGCCCCUGAAACCUCAGUCUCCAAAGUUCCCAUCAUCGGUGGGCUAAAAAUCAAAAAACUGACUUGGUACAGCGUUAUUUUUUGCAUAGAAGGUGAUCAUACCUAUAAAUGUGUGGAUUGCUCACAAAAAGUGGCAGGCCCUGGCGAAGUUGAGUGGGAAUUUGCAAACACAACGUUCCAUCAAAGCCACCAGAACAAUAGAUGCGACACUGUCUGUGGGCCAAUUGCUGACUUUUAUUAUAUGCAGCUACAAAGGAGUGACAUGUAA